AUGUCAGGACGCGGAAAACAGGGAGGCAAAGCUCGCGCCAAGGCCAAGUCGCGCUCGUCCCGCGCCGGCCUGCAGUUCCCGGUGGGCCGGGUGCACCGCCUGCUGCGCAAGGGCAACUACGCCGAGCGGGUGGGGGCCGGCGCGCCUGUGUACCUGGCGGCGGUGCUGGAGUACCUGACGGCCGAGAUCCUGGAGCUGGCGGGGAACGCGGCCCGCGACAACAAGAAGACGCGCAUCAUCCCCCGCCACCUGCAGCUGGCCGUGAGAAAUGACGAGGAGCUCAACAAGUUACUCGGGGGUGUCACCAUUGCCCAGGGCGGCGUCUUGCCCAAUAUCCAAGCGGUCUUGUUGCCCAAGAAAACGGAGAGUCACAAGCCUGGCAAGAGCAAGUAAUUAGGAAGCUUGAGACCAUCCCCGCCAACCCCAAAGGCUCUUUUAAGAGCCACCAAAGUGUCAAACGAGGGGCUGAUCACGAAAUAGCGCAUUAGCUCUUUUUUUGAAAAUCUGGGUGGCUCUAAAAAGAGCCUUUGGUCUUUGGCUUGUUCUGGUUUAUUUGCUUUUGGCUUUGUGGCUUUCGGUUUUCUUUGGUAAGAGAACUGCCUGGAUGUUGGGCAGCACGCCGCCCUGGGCGAUGGUGACUUUGCCCAGCAGCUUGUUCAGUUCCUCGUCGUUGCGGAUGGCCAGCUGCAGGUGGCGGGGGAUGAUGCGCGUCUUCUUGUUGUCGCGGGCCGCGUUCCCCGCCAGCUCCAGGAUCUCGGCCGUCAGGUACUCCAGCACCGCCGCCAUGUACACAGGCGCGCCGGCCCCCACCCGCUCGGCGUAGUUGCCCUUGCGCAGCAGGCGGUGCACCCGGCCCACCGGGAACUGCAGGCCGGCGC
Messenger RNA from Suricata suricatta (meerkat), 878 nucleotides. RefSeq names its product histone H2A type 2-B. Gene Ontology annotation, molecular function: protein heterodimerization activity; structural constituent of chromatin; DNA binding. Gene Ontology annotation, cellular component: nucleosome. The record is from RefSeq and is a predicted model, not a curated record. The transcript has a single exon. Lineage: Eukaryota; Metazoa; Chordata; Mammalia; Carnivora; Herpestidae. The coding region runs from base 1 to 393 and encodes 130 amino acids.